UGCCGCUCUCUCCCAGCCUGGCUGCUGUCUCCCAGCCCUGGUGCUGAACUGAGUCUAAGAGAUGUGGGAAAUCCUGACUGUACUACUAAGUGGCCUAAUGAGUGGCGUGCUGGAGUUCCCCGGUGCCCAGAGCAGCCUGGGAGUGCAAGGCUGUGCCCUGUUCUACUUCCAGGAGCCCCACAUCCAGUACCAGGUGACAGAUGGGGAGGAGAUGGUGCUUUCCACUUGGGACAGCAAGAGGCAGCUAGUAUCCUGCUCUGUAGAGGUGGAUAAGGAGGCAGUGCAGUUCUUUCUGUCCCGGUGCAUGAGAGCCAGGCAGGAUGCUGUGUGGGGCAGCGGCUAUGGACGCUUUGCUGAAGCCAAAUUGGCUUGUGUCCUCCUCCUUAAUGUAGAUCCACUGAGAAAGAGAGCAGACACCACGGACCAACACACCAGGGUCAAGAGGGGCUUCACCUACCCUGGGACCCUCUGGUGCGGAGCUGGGAACAACGCAGAGGAAGAAACUGAUCUAGGUGAACACAGAGAAACUGACAUGUGCUGCAGGACACACGACCAGUGUGAACAUGUCAUCCACCCUUUUACCUACAGCUAUGGCUACAGGAACUUCCGCUGGCAUACCAUCAGUCACUGCCAAUGUGACAACAAGUUUAAGGAGUGCUUGAGAAAAGUGAAUGACACAGUUUCCCGUGUGGUGGGUCAGGCUUUCUUUAAUGUGAUCCAGGUGCAGUGCUUUGAUUUGACAUAUAAGGAGCAGUGUGUGGAGAGACAUUGGUAUGGAUGGUGUAAGAAGUACAAAAAUGAAUCUGUUGCUGUUCCCAGAGAGUCUGGACUUUAUGAUUAUGGGGGAAAUAUCAUUGAUCAGCCCGCAAAUCCACUGGACAGACAUCAGACCCAACCACUACCUGUGGAGCUGUCAUCAGAGCCACCCACUAUAGGACAAGUAAUACAGGCCACUGAAGAUCUUCUGAAGAUUAUGGUGGCAGUUAGUCCAAGCACCUCACCUGAUCAGUACAAGGUAGAAACCACCAUGAAGAAGAAAGACAAAACAAAAAAGAAAGGAAGGAAACAUAAAAAGGGAAAGGGACUCAAAGGAAAAAGGAAGAACCAGUCCAAAAAGGAAACCAUCAAAUCUCCCAACAAAGAAAUUUUGGGGGAAAAUAUGGUCAAGAAAGAAGUGGGAAUACUGGAUAACCACCCACUAGACUCUGUAUUGGACAUAGGACAUAAACAAGAUCCUUUCAAUGAUAUCCUGAAUGAUGAACCAGUUAGGAAUGCAGAUGCCACAACACCUGCUACUAGUUCACCCACCUACAAGUUUGAGGAAUUCAAAGCUAUGAUGACAUCACUCCCACCGGAAUCUAGACCUUGUAUCGAGAGGCCUCAGAAGAAGAACAGGCAGGAGAGAAAGGGGAAACGACAAAGGAAGAAGAAACCCAAGACAGCAUCCUGUGUUUCAACAGGCAUUGAGUGAACCAAAAAAUCUUCUUCCACACUGCAAUGUAAAUCUCUGUUCAGUUUUGUUGCUGGAGUUAAGGUGCAAAGAUAUAACGUACAAAUGUAAUGACAUUAACUACUCUGCUGCUAAACAGUAUUUCAACAAUCAAUGUAGCCAUAAUGUACUUUCAUACAUCUCAAGACCAUUCAGUAUAAAUUUGCUUCUUGUAUAUGAUAACCAUAAAUGAAGAUUAUGGCAUUGAGCUGGGGCUGCUAUUUGUGAUUCCUGUAUCAGAAGGGGAUAUUGGGUAGUGGGAGGGUAUUGGGUCAGUCUAUUCACCGAUUGACGUCACAGGGAAGUUGCUAUAGGAUUUUGUAUAUAAGAUCAGGCCAACCACUUCCAGAUAUAUUACCAUUAUUUGGUACUAUCUAUAGUAACUCAAAAUGGUGUUUUAUAAAAUCUGAAAAUAAAACUAACAUGAUGUAUUUUUUCAAAGAUAAA
Pseudophryne corroboree (corroboree frog) is the source of this 1936-nucleotide messenger RNA. It is a transcript of the gene PROCA1, whose product is annotated as protein interacting with cyclin A1. The transcript is spliced from 4 exons. The coding region runs from base 62 to 1471 and encodes 469 amino acids. Lineage: Eukaryota; Metazoa; Chordata; Amphibia; Anura; Myobatrachidae. Gene Ontology annotation, molecular function: A2-type glycerophospholipase activity. The record is from RefSeq and is a predicted model, not a curated record. Gene Ontology annotation, biological process: arachidonate secretion; phospholipid metabolic process.